Messenger RNA from Antrostomus carolinensis (chuck-will's-widow), 1308 nucleotides. It is a transcript of the gene GRAMD2B, whose product is annotated as GRAM domain containing 2B. Bases 1 to 1308 code for a protein of 435 amino acids. Gene Ontology annotation, cellular component: cytoplasmic microtubule. NCBI's taxonomy places the organism in Eukaryota, Metazoa, Chordata, Aves, Caprimulgiformes, Caprimulgidae. The record is from RefSeq and is a predicted model, not a curated record. The transcript has 15 exons.
AUGAGUGGUGUGACUGAACUUGACAAUAUUGCCUUCCCUGUUCCUCAUCCCAUUCGUGUCUGGUAUUCUCUGGCCUCCCUUGAAGCCCAAGAAUUUGGGGAACAGAAAAAUAACAGUUCAGAUGGAGAAAAUGGAACAGAUGAAAAAAGAAAGGCAGGAAAAUCGCCUAAUGUGUUGCUGCAGACCCCUACCAGUGAAAUGGAAUAUUUUGAUGACCGGAAGAAAAUUGAUGUUGCUAGGACAAAGGGCAGCACAGAUAGUCCACUCCUGACAAGGGAUAUCAAGAGUGACUCCAAGAUUGAAAGGAAAAAGCGUGCCUCAAAUCAGCUGAAGGCAAAUGCACACUUUCAUAAGCUGUUUCUAGAUGUUCCCAUUGAUGAGCCACUGAAACAAAGUUUUACCUGUGCUCUGCAGAAAGAAAUUCUGUACCAAGGAAAGUUAUUCCUUUCCGAAAACUGGAUUUGUUUUCAUUCCAAGGUUUUUGGUAAAGACACUAAGAUUAGUAUACCUGUGCUCUCAGUGACACUUUUGAAGAAAACCAAAACUGCCCUUCUUGUGCCAAAUGCUCUGAUCAUAGCAACAGUCACAGAUAGGUACAUGUUUGUCUCCUUACUCUCCAGAGAUACCACCUACAAGCUAUUGAAAUCUAUCUGUAGGCACCUUGAGGAUAUAAGCGUGGGCAACAGUCCAAAUCCCUCUUCUGCAGAAAACAGCUUCAGGGCUGAUCAUCCUACAACUCUGCCCUUGGAUUUCAAUGAAGACUAUUCUGAUCUGGAUGGAAUAGUGCAGCAGCGAAGACAAGACAUGGAAGAGUCCAGCAGCACAGGCUCACAGACCCCAGAGCUGGAAUGCUUCCAAGAUUACCAUGUUGUUGAGACACAGACUCACUUGAAAGUUUCCAAGACUGAGGCAAAGUCUGUCCAUUCAGAUGCACACAGUAAACACGGACCUGACGGAAAAGCCCAAAACAGUCCUCGAAAUGGCCAUUCUGAAGCCUUCAGGUUCUUCCACAAAAUGAAGUCCCAGAAGCUCUUAUCUCUGAACCAUGUACUUAUAUUUUACGCAGUUCUUGUUUGUGUAUUAAUAUUUUCUACCUUCUACAUGAGAUAUAAAAUCAAUGUCCUGGAGGAACGUCUUAUUUCCAUGACAUCCUUUGAUUCACAUAUUAAGGAACAUCCAGCGCGCCAAGGUUUGGGAUCUCAUCUGCAAAUUAAUGCUGAUGCCCUUUGUGAUGAGUUAACUGCUAAUCUUAUAAAAUUGGAAAAGAUACAGAACAACUUACAAAAGCUACUUGAAGAUGGUGAAUGA